AUGGACUGCGACAUCUGCGGCAACGAGCUGACCGCGAGGGCCCGCGUCCACUGCCCGACAUGCGCCCGUGCCGCGCUCUACCCGUACCGGAUCGAACAAGCGGCGACGCUCUUAGAGAGGGAGAAAUUUGCCCAGCAUGUGGAAGCUGUAGUCAACGGCACCGAGGACCGGGCCGGACAGGCCGUGUCGCUCGGUGAGACUUUGGUUGAUACUCACGAAAGCUCCAAGAGAAUGGCUGUCGAGCGGGACCAUGCCGCGAAGGAGGAGCACCGAGAGCGCAUGCGUCUCAUUACAGAGCAGACCGACCUCCUCAAGCGCCAGAUUGAAGAAACGCGGCGUGAAAUCGCCGCCCGCAAGGCUGCUAUCGCCCAACGUCAUUCAGAUCUCGAGUCAGCCUCCUAUAACGUUGACAAGCGUCGCGCCAAGGACCUGGGCGUGGUCAAAGAGGUCAUCGGAACGGUCAAGCAUGCCGACGAUAUAGGACAGCGUGAGGACAUCCGUAGCAAGGUGUGGCACUGCAAACAUGCCGCCGACGUGGCUGGUCUGAAGCAGCGGAGACGCCGUUCCAAAGACGGCCAGACGAAGCUUGAAUACUACAUUGGGGGUGUGCGGAUAUAUGAUCUGCGCGACCUGAACUCUCAGGUCACCACGUCCCUGACGCUCCUGGCUGGCCUCGUUGUUCGCGUCGCCAACUACCUUGCUGUCCGACUUCCGGCUGAAAUUACUCUGCCGCACAAGGAUUACCCUCUCCCGACGAUCUUCUCCCCUUCGUCCUCGUACACGCAUAAGGACGUGCCGUUUCCGGGGACUACCCCGAUCUCCUCUUUAAGCAAUAGUCCCACAGCGUCUCGUACUCUCGAGAACCAGAAGCCUCGUCCGCGCCCGAGACCUCUCUACAUUGACCGCAAAUUACCCACGCUAGCAAACGAUGAUCCGACGACAUACGCCCUGUUCGUCGAGGGCGUUACGUUCCUAUCUUGGGACAUUGCGUGGCUCUGCCGGUCGCAGGGCCAAGUCAACGCGUUCAGCGAGUGGGAGGAAAUUUGCCCGAUGGGGAAGAACAUGUACAAGCUCCUAGUCGACGACGCUCAGGCCACGCUGAGUGCACUAGAGCAGGAGGCCGCGCGCAAAGCCGAAGCCAAGAGUGGCGCCUCGGCUCGCUCGUCGAGCGUGCCGGACGUGGUCAUGGGCUAUUUUUCGCACGGCAUGUCGAAGGGGUUCCUCGGCAGUGCGGAGGGCACGAGCUACAUGAAGGGGUGGAGGUUCCAGACGGCCAUGAAGGUCGUCGACCGGGUGAAGAGUUACCUGCAGGCGGAAAUGCAGGGGGCCGAAUGGGAGGUGCUUGACGAGAAAGAGUGGGAGAUGGACGAGGAGGGUGCUCAGGGAGUGGGUGAGAUGGACAGCGGUACGAAGCUCGUGGCGAUGGGCACCGACGAAGGGCAGAGCAAGACGCGGGGAUGGACCAAGCUGAAGAGCAGGAGCGACGAAGCCAAGUAG
Lasiodiplodia theobromae is the source of this 1497-nucleotide messenger RNA. RefSeq names its product Bud site selection protein 6. The coding region runs from base 1 to 1497 and encodes 498 amino acids. Gene Ontology annotation, biological process: SNARE complex assembly. The record is from RefSeq and is a predicted model, not a curated record. Gene Ontology annotation, molecular function: SNARE binding. Gene Ontology annotation, cellular component: lytic vacuole; endosome. The transcript has 2 exons. NCBI's taxonomy places the organism in Eukaryota, Fungi, Ascomycota, Dothideomycetes, Botryosphaeriales, Botryosphaeriaceae.